UUCUUGAUUUUGACAGAUAAGGCUCCUCCUACUGCACAGUCAUGAUGAUGCUCCUCCCACAACAAUCACACCUUCAGUGAAGCUCCUCCUACUGCAGUUCAGCAAUAAAUGCUGGAAUAUUCCCAUCAGUCUACAAGUGAAGAUGAGCAUCAGAGCAUCAGGAAGAAGUGAAAUCUGCAGAGACAGAGUUUAUUGAAGGACAGAGAGAACAUGAGAGAUCCAGAACCCUGCAGAAUGAAACACACUGAAGAACAAACAGAGUUGAUUGAAGAAAACGAGGAGAAAGAAGAACUGAAUAAAGAGGAGAAACAUCAUAUCAAAACUGGAGAAAGUCACUCUCAAACCAAACAGAAAAAUUUAAAGAAAAGAACAGACGAGAAAUCUUUCACCUGCACUCAGUGUGGAAAGAGUUUCACAUACAAACAGAGUCUCAAUGUUCACAUGAGGAUCCACACUGGAGAGAAACCGUUCACAUGUGAUCAGUGCGGGAAGAGUUUCACACGAUCAGCAACCCUUAAGGAACACAUGAGCAUCCACACUGGAGAGAAACUGCAUGAAUGUGAUCAAUGUGGAAAAACAUUUUUGUGGGUUUCAAACUUGAAUAGACACCUGAAAAUACAUUCAAAAGAGAAACUACAUUCAUGUUCUUUAUGUGGGAAGAGUUUUUCAGAUUUGCCGAGUUUAAAAGUACAUCAGAAGAGACACACUGGUGUGAGAGAUCAUAUGUGCUUUGAGUGUGAGAAGACUUUUAUUACAUAUGACGAUUUGAAACGGCACCAGAGGAUCCACACUGGAGAGAAACCUUACAAGUGUUCACACUGCGACAAGAGAUUCAGUCGGUCAGAAACCCUGAAAACACAUGAGAGGAUCCACACUGGACAGAAACCGUUCACAUGUGAUCAGUGUGGAAAGAGUUUCAGACAACAAGGACACCUUAAAGAGCACAUGAACAUCCACACUGGAGAGAAACCUUACAGUUUCAACUGUGAGAUUCAGAUCGACUCAAAGAUGUAGUUCAAGUAGUUAUUCUUCCAUUUAUGAUGUAUUUAGAAAAUGCUGAUGAAA
Onychostoma macrolepis is the source of this 1065-nucleotide messenger RNA. Its product is annotated as zinc finger protein 239-like. Bases 211 to 1014 code for a protein of 267 amino acids. The transcript has 2 exons. Gene Ontology annotation, biological process: regulation of transcription by RNA polymerase II. NCBI's taxonomy places the organism in Eukaryota, Metazoa, Chordata, Actinopteri, Cypriniformes, Cyprinidae. The record is from RefSeq and is a predicted model, not a curated record. Gene Ontology annotation, molecular function: RNA polymerase II cis-regulatory region sequence-specific DNA binding; DNA-binding transcription factor activity.